GAAUUUGAAGAUUAACACUACAGCUAGAACCCUCAAAAGAGUUCUUCAAUGGAGAACCUGAUCAUUCUCUGGUAGUCACUCUUUUUUUAUAGAGAUAAUUCAAUUCUUCUCAGACAUGUCUUCAAUCAAGGCCUACUCUCUACAUCUGCACACACAAUUUCACCACCCCAAAACUACAAACCUCCACAAAUCACCAUUCAUAAGUCUUCCCCACAAGAAGAAGCCUCAAAAACUCACCUUCCAAAUCCAAUCCCGCAUUUCUCAUAAACCCAGCUCAAAAAUUCAUUGUUCAAGCCCUUCUGCAUCAUCAAAUUCAGAAAUUUUAAGGUUUUUACAAGAAAAGGUUGUGACUUUCGUUGUGGGGUCAGUGAUUUUCUUGGGUUGUUUUGGGUUUAGUGUGAGACCAAGCUUGGCAUUGCCUGGUAACGAGGGCAAAGUGAGCGAGAAUUUGACAGAAAAGAGUGAGACACAAAUGGGGGACGAUGAAGAAGAGAAUAUGUUCGAGAAGAUUUUGGAGAGAGAACCAAGGAAUGUGGAGGCUUUGAAGGUGCUGGUGUAUGGGAAGAUGAGGAGAGGGAGGACUUCGGAGGCUGUGAAGUAUAUUGAAAGGCUGAUCAAAAUCCAGCCGAGGGAGGUGGAAUGGAGGCUGUUACAAGCGCUUUGUUACGAGAUGAUGGGGCAGUUGAGUACAGCCAAGAGGUUGUUUAAGGAAAUUUUGAAGAAGAGGCCUCUUUUGCUUAGAGCUUUGCAUGGUCUAGCAAUGGUGAUGCACAAAAACCAUGAAGGCCCAGCUGUUUUUGAGAUGCUAGCAAAAGCUCUGGAAGUUGCACGUCGUGAAAAAAGGGUCAACGAGGAGCGGAACAUAAAAAUUUUAAUUGCACAAAUGCAUGUUGUUAAGGGUAUGCUGGAGGAGGGCUUGAAACAAUUUCGAGUUCUGGUGAAUGAAAAUCCUCGAGAUUUUCGACCCUAUCUUUGCCAGGGCAUAAUCUAUAGUUUGCUGGAUAAAAAGGAGGAAGCAGCAGAACAGUUUGAGGUAUAUCGAAGCCUUGUACCCGAUGAAUUCCCAGAAAGAGGAUUUAUGGACGAUGUUGUCUUAGCAGCAAAAACCAAAUCUAGGGAGCAGCUUCAGAAGGAGUUUAAAGCUCAAUUCUCACACAAGAAAUGAAGCACCAGAACUCACUCUUUCCUCAAAUGACUACCAUCAUCAAAAACACAUAUUAUAGGCAUUCAGCUUGUCUUAAAAUUGUUGGUGCUAAGCCAAUCUUCACCAGGGUCAACUUUAAGACUGGCAAUAUCACUAUGCAUCACAAAAUGUUUACCCUGUUCAAGCUCAGUCUCUCUUUGUUCACAACAUCUUCCAUACCACUUAUGGGGUGAUUUGAUUCGUCAGUGAAAUCCUGUGUCAUUUCUUCCUUCAUAUUGUUUUAAUUUCAUAGUCUUAAUAUAAUUGUGAACUGGUUUUAGAGACAUGUAUAUUGUAUUAGGUGAGAGUUAUGGUGUGA
Mangifera indica (mango) is the source of this 1502-nucleotide messenger RNA. Its product is annotated as protein SLOW GREEN 1, chloroplastic. The record is from RefSeq and is a predicted model, not a curated record. The transcript has 4 exons. Gene Ontology annotation, molecular function: protein binding. Lineage: Eukaryota; Viridiplantae; Streptophyta; Magnoliopsida; Sapindales; Anacardiaceae. The coding region runs from base 116 to 1165 and encodes 349 amino acids.